AUGAAGACUAAAAGUUGGACCAAGCUGUUCAAACUGUCCAGGUCCACAAACACUGCCUUGACAUCUACCUCAAUUACUACCUCAGGCUCCUCAACGGAUUUACCAUACAUACCACCGCCACCUGCAUUGCAUACUAACAUCCCAUCAUCCUCAAUCUUGGCCACACCUCCGAACAAGAAGCAAAUCGCACGGUCGAUCUUUGGGCUUGGUGGUGGAAAUAGCUCCGUUCACAGUCUCCUAACAUCAGUUCUCAGCUUGAGCAACGAACAAGGCACUCCCAAGGCUUCGACUCAGCCUUACGUUGCCACAUCGACUGCAAGCAGCACCACUUUGCAUUCAAGCUUCAAUGCGAAAAAUGAUUCAUCUACCGUCUCCGGCAGUGAGGAACUCGAAACCACAACACUUUACUACUAUCCACCACCUCCCCCAUCGCCAGUGGCCCCAGAAACCCAGAGUAAAAAGAAGGAUCGGCCACCAAAACACCAGGAAAAACAGAAUUAUCUACACCAUGAAUUAACUGAACUGGACAAUCAUCGCGAUCCCAAAGAAUCAGACAGCUUCUUGACAGGCACCUCAAUGGGCGAUCAUCAGAGCAACAAAAGCUCAGGCAACACCAGUUACAAUUCAGAGAUGGGUACCACACGAGCCAGAUCUGGUAGUAUGCCCUCAAGCCCACCUCCAGCUUAUUGGACAUCCUCCAAGCCGCGACCACACGAGCUUACAUCCUUACCACAGCAAUAUGUUCAGUAUUUGCAAUUGCAGCAACAGCAGCAGCAUAAUCAACAGAAAUCAUCUGUAAGCCAAACCCCUACUCCUACUUCAGCCAAUAUCCCAAUACAAAUUGCGAAGGGCUCAGGAAGCGAGUCUGGCUGGGGACUAUCAUAUUCAAGCGAUGUAAUCAAAAGAUUGAGGGGGUCAAUUGUAAGCAUGACAAAGACCGGAUCUUGUCCGUCUGCAUUUUUAGGACCUUCUCCGCCGACGAAUAGCCAUAUACGUGACCUCAAGAGCAUCUCAAAGAAGAGUUGCACUGAUGAACCAUUCAUGCCGUCUUCGAGCGUCCUACUCUGCCCCAAUAAUACUCCCACUGUAUCUGAUGAACUAAAGUCUAUAUUAAUGGCUCAGAGUGCCACCCAGCCACGGGCAGCAGAUGAAAUGACUCAUGAGGAGCUAGUAAAAGCCGUGGACACGCUUCAUGACACUGUCGAUGACCUAUCUCGCAAGCUUGCAAUGGUGAUGAGUGUCACUGGUAAUGUUCAUGCCCAACACCAGCAGCGGCAGCAGUUGUCAAGUGUUUGUUUGCCAGUAUCAACAACGCUCACCACUUCAGCGCCUUUCUUGGCUCACAUUGAUGACCUACAGCACCAGCUCUAUCCUCAAUUUCAAUCGUCCCAAUUAUCAGUUUCACCAAUAUCUACUCUUGAGCCCUUGCCGAUUAAAGAUGUAGAGAAAGACAUACUGCCGGGCCCUGUAGCCUCACCAACAACCAAGCAGAGCUGGUCGCAGACCAAUAGUCAACGUACUUAUCGUCGGCAAGCAUCACCUCCUCCCCCACCAAGGUUGCAGGCCUUCUAUAAGCUACCAACUCUACAGCUCUCAUCACCUUCACUGCCCAUUUCACCAUCUACUCUUCAGCCUCCACCAUCAUAUUCAAUUCCCCCUCCUCCUGUUGCUUCUAUUUCUUUAGCAACAUCUGUAACACCCCCACAACUGACAACACAAUUUCUCUCGCCAUCACUGCGUCGUAAUCUAUCCACUCCAAAACUCAUAUCGACCAGCGUCCAGCCCAGUGAGGUACCUGAUCCACACCCGCACGACCAUGACGCAGGCACUGUCGAUCCUAUCAUUAUUAGCACAGCUUGCAUUGAUAAUCCAUUAAAUACCACCCUUACAAAUAAACCAGCCACUCGCAACCACACCAUCGGAAGCCUAAGCACCAAAGUAGAAGUAACUGCUUUACAUGAAAAGAAAACGCUCUCAACCUUCUCUGACUCCAUCCACCAAACAAUUCAAAACUAUAGCACCGAUAUACCGGGACAAGGAUAUAAGGCACGAAAGCGACAGUGCACCAAUAAAGCAUUUGAACGGGAUAAUACACAGCAGUCGAGCCCCAUCAUCUUAUGUGCUCCACUAAUCCAUAAAACACAACCUCCGAUCAUCGCUUCUGGCAAAGUAAAAGUCAAAACUUCAUCACAGUCACCUUCUUUUCAUUCACGCGUACGCCCAGACAAAAAAUCGCGAUAUGGGCGUGUGUUUCCAAGUACAAUAACAAUUGCAGGUGCAAGCGCAAUAGAGUGUAGAAAUACGACGAUAAGAGUAAGGAACCAUCCUAUCCGACCAGCUCGUUCUAGUGAGGAUUUGUCUUCAACGCUUGCACGGAUGGAUGACACAUUAGCGAUCCUCCAACAUGAAUGGCCAGAAUUGUUCGCGAAUAUACAUGAAGAGCAAGAAUUGGAUCAUCCAUCCAAGGCUCAAAAGGAUCGGUCAAAUACUCUCUGUUUGAACGAUCAAGUCUUGGCGAUGGAAGGGCAGUUACGCGUGGAAUUAAUGCAAAACAAUAGCAACAGCAUCGCAAGGUAG
Messenger RNA from Lobosporangium transversale, 2577 nucleotides. RefSeq lists its product as hypothetical. Lineage: Eukaryota; Fungi; Mortierellomycota; Mortierellomycetes; Mortierellales; Mortierellaceae. Bases 1 to 2577 code for a protein of 858 amino acids. The transcript has a single exon. The record is from RefSeq and is a predicted model, not a curated record.